Lachancea thermotolerans CBS 6340 is the source of this 2160-nucleotide messenger RNA. RefSeq names its product Nup84p (gene NUP84). Gene Ontology annotation, biological process: post-transcriptional tethering of RNA polymerase II gene DNA at nuclear periphery; regulation of DNA-templated transcription; protein import into nucleus. The transcript has a single exon. Gene Ontology annotation, cellular component: nuclear pore; nuclear pore outer ring. Lineage: Eukaryota; Fungi; Ascomycota; Saccharomycetes; Saccharomycetales; Saccharomycetaceae. Gene Ontology annotation, molecular function: structural constituent of nuclear pore. Bases 1 to 2160 code for a protein of 719 amino acids. The record is from RefSeq and is a predicted model, not a curated record.
AUGGAGGUUGAUACCAUCGACAGUUAUGAAGCACUGGUGAAAUUUGCGAAUGUUCUUAAGGACUUUAGAGUCGGUGUACUUAAUGAUCCAGGAUCCAGGGAUGCCUUUGAUGUUGUGAAGGAUUUCAGGUCCAUUGCGGGGGAAGGAGCACUAGAUAUAGCGAGGACUGACUCUUCUGAGAGGGGCGGUGUAUUUGAGAACUGGGAGUUGGAGGCUAAGCUUUGGCAUCUGAUUGAGUUGCUAGUGAAUUUUAGAACGGCAGAUUUAAACAUUGACGAAGACAUUGAGCAGCUCGAAGACGAUUCGCUGGGGUUUACAAAGUCCUUAUUGAAGAAGGACAGAUCUCUAUACGAAAUCUGGCUUAUCAUGCUUUGGAUUCAAUCUAAUAUUUCCGUCCCAGCUAGGCCAGAUGGCAUUGCAGGGUCAAAGUGGUCACAUUCUUUUAUGUCCGGUGAGCUAAAGAGCUGCGACUUGGACUACCCUCUAAGAGAAUCCGAUUGCAAGAUAGAUAAUCGUGACAAACAAUCAGACCACGCCUUUUACAAAUACAUUUACGAACUACUUUUAGCUGGAAGAUAUGAUGACGCUAGAAAAGAGUGCGAACUCUCGGACAACACGACCCUCGCCCUGAUUUUAUGCGGCCUCGAUAACUACGUUGGAUUUAGUGUUGGUGAACCAGCCAAUGACGAUCUACAACCACAGGAGAAUAUUAAGGGGAAGGCGCUAUGGCGGAGAGCUGUCCAUUCCUUGUCGCUUCAGCAAGAACUGGAUGAGUAUGAAAGGGCAAUAUACUCAUACCUGGCUGGUGACGUUUUCGAGGGGAUCGACACAAACUGGGACAUUGAUCUUCUAUUAUACCUCAACCAAGCAUUACAGAUUUCGCUUGAAAAUCACCUGUUAGAGGACAAGCUGGUCGAUAGCAAAGAGAUCAUCCUUCCCAUGGCAUCUGAUCCUGUCCCCCUACAAUCAGUACUGGACAUUAUAGCACGCAAGCAUGUAGCUGAGGGUGAGCAUCCUAUAAGAGUUUUAAUGGGCGCUGUGAUAUUGGACAAAAUACCUACAGUUGUGAAAUCUUCUACAGCGAUGCUAUUGGACGUUGUCAAAGGUAAAGACGCUAGCAAUGACAUGGUAGAGGAACCUUAUCUUCUAAGAGUGGUCACACAUCUUGUUAUAUUAAUGGACUUCAUUUGCCCAGGCUUGAUUAAUGAGCAAGAUAAGUCAAAAUUGAUUACUGCUUACGUGACUAUCUUGUCGCUCUACCAGCUUUACAACGAAAUCCCCGUCUACAUUAGCUUUCUAGAUGACUCAGAAGCAUUGGAAGCUUACUCGUUCUUCCUAUCGAAUCUGACGAAUGCUGCGGCUCGCAAGAAACAACUCGACCUUUGCAAUAUUUUGAAAAUACCAACAGCCAAUAUCUUAAGGAGAACCACACAAAGAGUGUUUGAUGAUACAGAAGGCUCAUACAACCCAACGGCCGGUAUAAUUGUCGAUAAUACGGUUGACGAAAUUGACAAACGCGUGGUUGCGAGUGUUGAGUGGCUAACGGAAGGAAAACUUUAUGUCGACGCCAUCAAUGCUAUAAUCGUACUGUCGAGGCGGUUUUUGAUAAAUGGCAAAAUAAGGUCUUUGAGUUACCUUUACGAAACUCAUGACAUUGACAAUGUCAUCAAGAACUUUGAAAUGGAUACCAUAAGCGACCCUAACAGCUGCAAAGCUGCCGUGGAUGAAAUAAAGCAAUACAAAGAACUAAUAGACAUUCACGAGCAGUUCGAGCAGUGGGAUGCUCUGCUAGUAAAUUCACAGUCAGAGUCAAACUUGCCGCACCUUCUGAAAAAGUUCAAGCAACUCUGCAGCAAUGUUUACAGGUUCAGCAAAUCCUUCUUGAUAGAGCUUUCGGAAAGUCCCGGGAUUGCAGGCAGCGAUGUGAUUUACGAAAUCCGUGCCCUUUACACCCCUCACCUCAUUGUCAAGUUGCAUAACUCGUUGGUGACGGCUUCGAGGGAACUGAAAAUAGAAAGCUUCAUAAAUGAGGCACUUUCCUUAGCAAACCUGGUCGCGAACGAGACUGAUCGCAUAUAUCUGCUGUUCCAAUCCAGUGGCAGACUGCAGGAGUAUCUACAACUUAUUGCCAAGACGGCCACUUUUGUCAAAACGCAGUAA